CAAUUUCCGGCCCAUUUGUACCUGUUGACUUUUAUAAAUAGGGAUGAGCCAUUGACAUGCCAUGUCGCCAUUUAUAUUGGUUUGGUUGGAAUUACACGCUCCGGAAAUUUAAUGAACAUUUAAGACCUGGACUUCAGUCGAUGUCAAUGGCGAAUAAUUUGACCUUGAAGAGAACCAUGAUCAAAAUAAAAAAAAUUGAAGAUAGCACAGUAUUCACCAUGAAGCUAGUGUUUGUGACCAUUGUCUUAUCUUUAUUGUGUUCUCAGAUUUGUGUUUCAAAUGCUUCGAAUGGAAGUAAAUUGUUUCCAGAGAUAAAAAUUUCAUGGAUAGAAGCUCUCACAGAGUUAAUGCCUCGAGACAGCGCACAAAACAACUUCAGAAACAAACUUUUGCAGGUUUUGAAUCGAAUUUUAGAAAAACAACACAAGAGUUAUGAACCAAAAUGGAGAAUAAGGCGUUUCAAGUAAAUCAGCAAUUUAUAUCAGCCAUGUCUUAAGUAUCCAAUGACUUUUCUAUGCUAAAAAUUGUUCCAAUAUCAUAUUUGGUUUGUUUGUUUGUUUGUGUAUUGGUAUUUUUGAAGUACCUCUAUAAUGUUUUGAAGAAAUUGAAUAAACAAUCUCAAAAUUUUU
Magallana angulata is the source of this 629-nucleotide messenger RNA. RefSeq lists its product as uncharacterized. The transcript is spliced from 4 exons. The record is from RefSeq and is a predicted model, not a curated record. Bases 57 to 467 code for a protein of 136 amino acids. NCBI's taxonomy places the organism in Eukaryota, Metazoa, Mollusca, Bivalvia, Ostreida, Ostreidae.